Molecule: messenger RNA, 1289 nt
Organism: Paramecium pentaurelia
Lineage: Eukaryota; Ciliophora; Oligohymenophorea; Peniculida; Parameciidae
Source: the annotation of a GenBank genome assembly
AUGAACCAUCUUGAAAGAAUAUUGCAUGAAUAAGGAAAAACAGUUAAAAUAUAAGGAUAAGAGUUAGAUGAUAUAAAACAUAAAUAUUAAGAAUUGCAAAAUAAACUCUUUAAGGAAGAAGAAAAAAAUAAAAUAUUAUAAUAAAAUAUUGACAAAUUAUCACUAAUUGAAAAUGAAUUAAGAAGAUAAAUACAAUUUGUUGAAGCACAAAGAGAUAAUUUAUUAGAUUAAUUAAAAUCUUUGCAUGAAUAUAAUUUUUCGAUGUUUAAUCUAUAGUAAAAAUAAAAUAUACUAUUAUUUUUAGACAUAAUCAAUCAUUUAAUAAAAUGAGGACUGUUUAAUAGUUAAAACUUACUUAAGAUGAAUUAUAAAAAUCAUAGCAAUAAUUAUUAAAAUUAUAAAGUGAAAAUGCAGAAUUUAGAGGCAAAGUUAAAGAAUUAAUGAUAAAGAAUUAAUCUUUAAAUGAAUAAAUAUAAAUAUUACCAUAAGAAAUAGAAAAGUUAAAAUAAAAAUAUAUAAAAUUAUUAUCAGAAAGAGAUACUUAAAUAUAAUUACUUGAUUAUAAAAUAGAUGAAUUAAGAAAAUAAAAAUAAUAAGAAAAAGAAGAAAAAUGUGAAAAUAUAGAAUAUGAAGAAUCAGAAAUAACAGAAGAUAAAAAUUCAGAAUAAGAUGUUAUAUAAUAAUCAUUAAUUGAUAAUAUUGAAAUAAUAAAAACUAUGAAAUUAUCUGAUUAAGAAAAACAAAAUACUAUUCUACGUCUCAGUGAAUAAGUAACAAUGUUGUAAAUUGAGAAUUCAAAAUAAUAAUUAUUAUUAACAAAUUAAUAGAUUUCUUAAUUAUAUCCUUAAGAUAUUUAAUUAUAAAUUCGUCGAAUUUAAUAAUUAAGAACUUAUAUACCUUAAUUUACUACUAAAUUUGCAAUAAUACAAAUGAAAUUACAAGAAAUUAAUCAAUUACGUUAAGAUAAUUUGAAUUUAAGAGAGGAAUAUUAAAAAUAAAAUAAAUAAUUAAAAAUAAAUUAACAAAAAUAUUUAAAUAAAAAAUAAAAAUUAGAAAAUCUGUAGAAAUAAUUUUCGAAUGUUUUAUAAGAGAAUUGGAAAUUAAAAGAAAAAUUAAUAGAUAUAUUAAAAAAUGAAUAAUUAGUAGAAUAAUUUCUAUAGAAUUUAACUAAUGAAUUAAAUUUUGAUGAAUAUCCAUUUGAAAGUUUAGAUUAACUACUGAAAAAUUAUAAUCUAAUUAGAAAUAAAUUAAUGAAUUAAUCAGAAUAAAAACAUAUGAGUCUUAUUUGA